AUUUUCUUUCCUUCACCAUCAACCGAGAGAUCAGAGAGCCGGAGAGCUUAGUGACUGAAAUAUAAUAUAAGGUGUAAAGCGAUGUUACAGCGGACCGGCCCCCAGCUGCUGUUCCUCAUAGCCCUGUGCAGCGUGUUGUACUCCCGGACUCUGGGUCUGCCCUACACAUCCAUGAGGCCGACCAGGCACGCGGACGGUCUGUUCACCAGCGGGUACAGCAAACUGCUCGGGCAGCUGUCAGCGCGGAGGUACCUGGAGUCUCUGAUCGGGAAGCGGGUCAGUGAUGAGCUGAUGGAGGAGCCAGUGAAGCGCCACUCAGACGCCAUCUUUACAGACAACUACAGCCGCUUCCGCAAACAGAUGGCCGUCAAGAAGUACCUGAACUCAGUCUUAACGGGGAAGAGAAGCCUAGAAGAUCCUGGAGCCAGCGACCCGGAGGAGUCCAGGGACGAACCCAACACCUUCCAGGAAAACUACGAUGACAUCAACGUAGAUCAGCUCCUCAACAACUUUCAGCUGCCACUUUGAGGAGGAGUCCGUGUUGGAGUGAAUACCUCAAGUCAUCCUCAUGAAACCGCCC
Messenger RNA from Anoplopoma fimbria (sablefish), 580 nucleotides. It is a transcript of the gene vip, whose product is annotated as vasoactive intestinal peptide. Gene Ontology annotation, cellular component: neuron projection; perikaryon; extracellular region. Gene Ontology annotation, biological process: learning or memory; regulation of sensory perception of pain; negative regulation of apoptotic process. Bases 82 to 528 code for a protein of 148 amino acids. Gene Ontology annotation, molecular function: neuropeptide hormone activity; peptide hormone receptor binding. The transcript has 6 exons. Lineage: Eukaryota; Metazoa; Chordata; Actinopteri; Perciformes; Anoplopomatidae. The record is from RefSeq and is a predicted model, not a curated record.